CUCACGGUUCACUAUAUUUCUGCCACGCACUGGUAUUGUCCGCUGAAAAGCUUCAGUUCCACAAAGAAGCUCUUCUGCGAGAGCCGAGAGUAGAAGCUCUCUCGAAGGCGAAUUCUGGGGGUGGGUUCAAUGGAGAUGAGCAUUGCAAGAGGUUGUCUCGACAAACAAGUGUUCCAGCUUUCAUCAAAAGCAAGAACGUCUCAUUGGGAGUCUACUAAGAGAACUUGGCAUACCGUGACCUCUAUUUAUCAAAUGCUCAAUCAGAGUACAUCAUAUUAUCCUGAAUCUUCUCUUAAGAUGUGCGACAAACACCUUAAGCAGUGGAGGGCCUUUUCAAUUCCUGUUAGCGUAGAUGAAUCGUUUCCAUCUCAGUCAGGUGAUGAUUUUGUUAAUGAAGAGGAUUCUCCUGAAGACUCCCCAGAGAACCUUCUUUCCAAACCAUUGAGUAAUGAAGAGUUAAAAACACUGCUUGCUGACACAGAAAGAGCAAGACUUAUCAGAAAACUUAGUGAGGCCAAUCAACAAAACCGCUUCGUCAAACGGCAGCUGCAUGUGAAGGAAGAUGCACUGGUUACCUUCAAAAGUGAACUGGCAGUUAUGGAACUAGAAGUACAGGCUUUGGUUGCGCUAGCAGAAGAAAUUGCUAAAUCAGAAAUUCCUGUGGGGACAAGAAAGAUUAAUGGGAAGUACAUCCAGUCUCACCUUCUUUCACGGUUAGAAGCAAUUUAUGAAAAGCUGAAAGAAAAGACGAAGGAUGUUGAUGCUGCACGGUCCAAGGAAGUCCCUCUGUUUUGGUAUGGUAUGGCUGAGAGUGUGCAAGUGAUGGGCACAUUUGAUGGUUGGAGUCAAGGAGAGCAUUUGUCUCCAGAAUACACAGGUUCCUUCACAAAGUUCUCUACAACCUUGAUGCUUCGACCUGGAAGGUAUGAGAUCAAGUUCUUGGUGGACGGGGAAUGGCAUAUAUCUCCAGAAUUUCCAACCGUUGGCGAGGGGAUAACCAAAAAUAACUUGCUAAUAGUUUUAUAGCUUGGGGAAUGCAAAUUUCAGGCAUUUUGAAACAUGGGACUGCUAAGCUUAGCGCUUUAUGUUCUGCUAUCCUUGAGACUUGCAAAGUAGUCCUUCACAGUGUGAAAUGCGAACUGGAACUGACUGGAGCAGCAGCUCCUGACAAAUCGAAAGGCAAAAAGAGAGGAGCAAUACCAUGUCUGUUACUGUAACCAGUUUCGGAGCCCGUUGUUUUCCAUAGUGCCGGGCCGUUCAUCUGUCUGUAAUGGACACAACUAUUUUCUGACCUCUUAUGGCCUUCGAUGUGUAUAAAUCUGUGUUUUCAGCUGUA
Molecule: messenger RNA, 1336 nt
Organism: Rhodamnia argentea
Lineage: Eukaryota; Viridiplantae; Streptophyta; Magnoliopsida; Myrtales; Myrtaceae
Product: protein PTST, chloroplastic
Exons: 9
Coding region: 130-1026 (298 amino acids)
Source: RefSeq, a predicted model, not a curated record